UUUAUGUUUUUAUUUCUGGAGCGCUGUGUCCCUGCGGGACGGGCGCCUCUCACCCGGAGUGGGGAAGGCUGUGGAGAACUCGUUGUCUUUUCACGCAGGGGGCGCGGGGGAAGCUCUCCGCAGCUUCGUUCCUUCAGCCCGUGCUGUGGAGAGAGGGAGGCAGUUAAAAGUAGCAAACCCAAGCGUGGCAAAGGCAAAAGCUCCAAAAAGAAAGCAAAGAAGGUGGUGAAGGAAGUGGAUAUCCUCAGCCCAGCUGCCAUGCUCAACGCCUACUACAUCUGCCACAACGCCCCUGCCUGCCUGGAGUUCCGGGGCUUUCCCUGGCCUGGCUCCCCCAAAAAGAAAGGGAAGAAAGGAAAGUAACCGGGUGGCUGGAAAGCAAAGGACUCGGUGAAAACCAAGCUCCCCAGUGAAGAAGAGACUUUUUUGAGGAUUAGACUCGUAGUGACCUCUCCAGUGGUUAGCUCAAAUAUUUUGCCAUAAUCACUGUUGUAUCCGUACAAAGACACUCUUAUUAUAGCUCAAGCCUAGAGUGACAAAUGGUAAGUGACACUGUGCCAUUGUAAUUUCAGCUGUGGCACUUCGCCCUCUGGUUCUGUGUGGAAUAAAGCAUUGCGCCUCAGCA
This is a messenger RNA of Pygoscelis adeliae (Adelie penguin), 625 nucleotides long. It is a transcript of the gene SMKR1, whose product is annotated as small lysine-rich protein 1. The record is from RefSeq and is a predicted model, not a curated record. Bases 4 to 363 code for a protein of 119 amino acids. The transcript is spliced from 2 exons. NCBI's taxonomy places the organism in Eukaryota, Metazoa, Chordata, Aves, Sphenisciformes, Spheniscidae.